This is a messenger RNA of Aspergillus wentii DTO 134E9, 957 nucleotides long. Its product is annotated as isocitrate lyase/PEP mutase family protein. Gene Ontology annotation, molecular function: catalytic activity. The transcript is spliced from 3 exons. The record is from RefSeq and is a predicted model, not a curated record. The coding region runs from base 1 to 957 and encodes 318 amino acids. NCBI's taxonomy places the organism in Eukaryota, Fungi, Ascomycota, Eurotiomycetes, Eurotiales, Aspergillaceae.
AUGAUCCCCUACCCCUUCCAAUUCACCCCUUCUUCUCCCUCUCCCUCCCUCCCCCACACCAGAGGCCGCAUCCCCUCCAUCCAUACCUCCCACCUCCGCGCAAUGAUGCUCGAAGCCCACCACGAUCCCACCAAGAUCCUUGCCCACGCCUGCUCCUACGAUGGUCUUUCGUCCCGCCUUGUCGAAGAGGCCGGGUUCCCCAUGAUCUUCCUCGCCGGGUACGCCGUUGCCAGUUCUUUCGGCAUCCCUGAUACAGGGUAUAUCGCCAUGGAAGACGUGUGUAGGAAGAUCCAGGAGGUGGUGAGGGUGACCUCUGUGCCUGUCAUGGCGGAUGGGGAUACGGGGUAUGGGAGUCCGAUGAAUGUGAGGAGGACGGUGGAGUGCUUUGCGAGGGCUGGGGCGGCGGGUGUGAUGAUUGAGGAUCAGACGUGGCCGAAGAGAUGCGGUCAUACAAAAGGCAAAUCGGUCGUCUCGCGCGGGGAAGCGUAUGCUCGCAUCCAAGCUGCCUGUGACGCCCGCGACGAAGGACAGGAUAUCUUCAUCCUCGCUCGCACUGACGCUCUCAUCCUCGGCUGGGAGGAAGCGAUGACUCGGGCAAAGGAGUUCAAACGGAUUGGCGUUGACGCCGUCUUUGUCGAGGCACUUCCAGACCGGGAUGCUAUGAAGAAGUGCGUUGAGGAAAUUGGAAUCCCCACCUUUGCCAAUAUCAUUGAAGGCGGCAAGACGGAGAAUCUCUCAGCUGCAGAUCUGGCACAGCUGGGAUUCUCUGCUGUUGCCUAUCCGUGGACUCUGGUGGCAGCGAAAUUGAAGAGUAUCCGAGAGACCCUGGAUGGACUCAAACAGAGCAUGACGGUGGGAGCACCGCCGAUGAUUCUUGGAUAUAGUGAGGUGUGUGAGGGAGUGGGAUUCAAUAAGUAUUGGGAUCUGGAAGAGAAGUACAAGUACGAGGAUAAAUAG